AGACUAAGAAACGGGAAGAUGGCAGAUGACGCAGCAGCAGCAGCGAAGAAUAAGGCAGAAUAUGCUGAGCAGGCACGUCUGCUGGCGGUUGAACAACAGCGCCAGCAUGACUAGGCAGCAGCAAGGGUUGCCGAUGAAGAAAGAGCACAGCGUCGUGAGAAGAUAUUCACCAGAGAGCGGGCGUUACUUACCAUGGCAGCAGAAUGGCGAACCGAGGCCGAGAAUAGCCAGUUGGAGGAUAGCGCAAACAAGAUAGCGCUCCUCCUCUCGCAUCUCACGGAUCUCCUGGCAACCUGCAUUACACACCAGGCAGAGAUCCUUGGUCUCGACAGAUCGCUGGCUCACCUCCAAGACCGUUUUCAACGGUUGGAGCAGCGACCGGUCGCCGCCGCCGACGCAGGCUCUUCCAAUACUCCCGACCGCCUCAAUGCAUUGGAGAUGCACGUCGGCUCACUCCAGGAUGGCGCACAAUUAAAGCUCACCGCGACGCAACAGUUGCAGCAGCGGGUCUGUACCACCGCCACUACCUCGAGUACGGAGCCGCGCGAGACAAGUCCAAAGUUUGACGGGCAGGAGAUCCUCUGCGACUCCAUGAAGACAGAUCUGAUUCCCUGGUUUCGCAAGUUCGAGCUCACGCUGCGGCUGUCCAACGUCAAGGAACACAAGCAUCACGCCUACUUGUACUCUCGCUCAGGGGGCGCGUGCCAGGCUUGGUUGGGCAACCUCUUGUCCAAGAACGGAGUAGUAGCGGUCGACUUGCACACCAAGAUCAGUUGGGAUGAUCUGAAGGCGGCGUGGCACAAGCGGUUCCAGGUGGAGCCGCCAGAGAUCAAAGUCAUGGACAAACUCAUGGUCUUCGAGCAAGGCACGCUGCUGAGUAUGGACUGGAUCGUCGCGUACCAACGCUUGACGUCAGUCCCAGACAUCCAGAUGGGCUUCAAGGCCAUCCGCCAUUACUUUAUCUCAAGGUCAUGUCCGGCAUUAAGCAAUGCCCAGACUCAUGUCGAGGACACCUUGACGACGACGGCGGAAUUGUUCGACAAGGCUGCGCAGAUCAUUAUCACGAACAAGGAGGCCAAGAACCUCCGUUCAUCUGCGUCAGGCCCGAUCAGGGACCAGCAUCGGCCAAGAGUGGCCGUGGUCACAGCGGCAGCACCGUUAGACCAAACCAGCGAGGCUGUGUCUGCCAGUGAAGGGGACAGAUUCGCAGCCGCCCGGGAAGACGCAAGGUUGCCCAUUGAAAGGCAAGGGCAGACAGGGAAAUUGAGCACCGCCGAGAGUGACGCGACGACACUCUCGACGCCUUCGGAACUGGUUUCUUCGCGAGUAACCAGCCUUCAUUCCGAGGCGCACGCGGAAGUCAACAGUCCUCCACUUCUACUUUCUUUUGAGGACUAUGUUGCCCGACUCGUUCCAACGUUGGGUACUCAAGCUCAAGGACAAGGAGUGUGUGCGGUUUCUUCUCCGUCCGGCAACAGCGACAUAUCGUCUUCAAGUGGUUCGUCACGGGAUUCGGCGCGCGAGUUCAAUAUAGAGGCAUUGGACCCGCUCACGUCUGAGGACUUUGCAUGGCUUCCUCUCUCGACCACAGGCUGUUUGCCGGGACCGCAAUGCGCAGCACUUAGCCCUCAUCUCCACACUUACCUUUCCUUCUAUGCACCACCAACUUCGCCGACGGAUGACGAAGGCGCGGUGGGGUACAUCCUGGCAUAUACUACCAAGGUGGCCCGCGAGUUUCGCACGCAGCGGUACGAUGACAACAACGCACCGCUCAUGUAUGUCCGCAUUCAGGUUGGGCAAGCGUCCUGCAGCGCUUUGCUGGAUAGCGGCGCGUCUUGCAACUUCAUGAGCCAGCCUUUUAUGCAAAGGGCUGGCCUUGGCGCACAAGUUCGGAGGAAGGCAAACCCGGCGGCGAUCAAGUUGGCGGAUGGAAAGACGCAACAACUUCUCGACCGUUACAUCGAGGCCGUACCGGUCUACUUCGCACCUCAUGCAUGCAAACCGGUGACAUUCGAUAUUCUCGACACGCACUUCGACAUCAUUCUGGGAAUGCCUUGGCUUGCAAGUGCGGAUCACACGGUCAACUUCCAUCGGCGGACUCUUAGCGUUCGUGAUGCCUUCGGCGCGGAAGUGGCGUGUACUAUUCCUCUACCGCACUCUUCGAUCCGGUGCCAAGUGGUGACGGCCAAAUCAUUCCGGGCAACUUGCACUUACGAGCAGCCCGAGGAGAUCGGCCUAUGCUUACUAUGGACCGUCGCGGUAGCUGACUCUUCACCCACGGACUUGUCUUCGGACCCCCGUGUGGUAUGGUUGCUGGACGAGUUCGCCGACAUCUUUGAGUCACCUACCGGUGUGGUACCGGGUUGGCCGAUCUCUCAUGAGAUCAUUCUUGAGGCCGGUGCCGUGCCGCCGAAAGGUUGCAUCUAUCGGAUGAGCGAGGAGGAGCUUGAGGUCCUCCGCUCACAACUCGAUGAUUUGUUGGCCAAGGGCUGGAUUCGCCCGAGUAGCUCCCCAUAUGGAGCGCCUCUUCCUCGCAUCGACGAUCUUCUUGACCGACUGGGCGGCGUGAAGUAUUUUUCCAGGUUGGAUUUGAAAUCGGGAUAUCAUCAAAUCUCGAUCCAGCCGAACGAUCGCUACAAGACCGUGUUCAAUACGCGGUACGGGCAUUUUGAGCGGGUGGUCAUGCCUUUUGGCAUCACCAACACCCCGGUGAUGUUCCAGGCGGCGAUGACCAAUGAGUUCCGUGCAAUGUUGGACCGGUUCGUGAUGGUCUACUUAGACGAUAUUCUCGUCUAUAGUCGAACAUUGGAGGAUCAUCUUGGACAUCUUCGACGAGUGUUGGGGACGCUCCGCCGUGCCAAGUACAAGGCCAACCGCGACAAGUGCGAAUUUGUCCGGCAAGAGCUGGAAUACUUGGGCCAUUUUGUUACACCGGAGGGAAUCAGUCCGCUAUCGAACAAGAUUCAGGCCGUCCAAGAGUGGUCGGAGCAUCGGAACGUCACGGAUGUCCGCUCGUUCCUCGGUCUUACCGGCUACUAUCAGCGCUUUAUCAAAGGCUACUCAAAGAUCGCGGCCCACUUGAACAAGCUUCAGUGCGAGGAUCGGUUGUUUGACUUCAGAGAGGAGGCGCGAGGAUCAUUCUUCGCUCUCAAAGCCGCGCUAUUGUCUGCGGAGUUCUUGCGAAUCUACGACUCGCUCGCGCCUACGCGUGUCACUGUGGAUGCGUCAGGCUAUGGCAUUGGUGCAGUCCUCGAGCAACAUGAUGGUGUGGACUGGUACCCAGUCGAGUACUUCAGCAAGAAAGUGCCCCUCGUGCAUUCCAUCGAUGAUGCAUGCAAGAAGGAGCUCCUCGCCUUCGUCCACGCGCUCAAGCGGUGGCGGCACUUCCUCCUUGGUCGAAGCCAAUUUCGCUGGGGCACCAUCACUCGAUGGAUGGCUUUCAUCGACCAAUUCGACUUCUUCCCCGAUCACAUUCCCGGGAAGUCAAACCGUUUUGUGGAUGCUCUUUUACGGCGUCCGGAUCACUGUACCACAGUCUACUCAACCUUGGAGAUCGACGACGACCUGCGGAACAGCUUCAUCCGCGGCUACCAAGCCGACCCCGAUUUUCGCGACAAGUACGCGAAUUGCUCCUCUCCUAAUACGGCUCCUUCUCACUACCAGAUCCAAGAGGGGUACUUGCUUGUCCACACGUGGGGGAAGGACUUUUUUUGCGUACCAAGUGAUCCUCACUUGCGUACCCGGCUUCUUGGCGAGUUUCACGAUGCUCCCGCCACUGGACAUUUUGAAGUCAAUUGCACGAUUGGCCGACUUCGCCAGCGAUUUUGGUGGCCCGACCUUCUCGGCGACGUCACACGCUAUCGCGAGUCAUGCGAGGUUUGCCGACGCUGCAAAUCCCACAACCAUCGUCAGUACGGCGAGUUACGACCAUUGUCAGUCCUGUUGCGGCGAAGGGAAGCGAUUGCCAUGGACAUUACCGGCCCGUUCCCCAAGCACAAGACCGGAGUGGAUGGGAUUCUCACAGUGGUCGACCGACUCAGCAAGUUCGCCAUGUUUUUGCCUUGUCACUAUCAUGCCAAGGCACCGGAGUUGGCCGAGGUUCUUUACGCCGGUUGGGUUUGCACCAAGGGUUACCCGAAGGAGAUCGUCUGCGACCGCGACACUCGGUUCAUGUCCGAUUUUUGGUUGGCACUCAUCAAGCGAUGGGGCUCAUCUCUCAAGCCCUGUUCAGCUCGCCACCCUCAGACCGAUGGCCAGACGAAGAUGGUGCAUCAGACCGCACAGGUUCUCCUUCGCACUCUCAUCCGCCCCGACCAGAAAGACUGGGUUGAGCGACUGUCGGAUGUUGAGUUGGCCUACAACUCUUCCAUCCACCCGGCUAUUGGGAUAUCGCCCUUCGAGUUCGAGCAUGGCUCGCCGGUCAUAUCACCGUUGGACACUAUUACUCCACGCACGGCCGAGAGCAACGACCAUCUUUUUUUCUUGCGUCGGAUGCAAGAGCUUCUUGUCAAGGCAUGCGACCAGAUGGCAAAGACGCAGCAGCGCAUGAGCCAGUAGGCCAAUCGCCAGCGUCUUCCUUGUCCAUUCCACGUCGGGGACCUCGUCUGGGUUUCCGCAACGGAAUUCAUCCUUGAAC
This is a messenger RNA of Chara braunii, 4636 nucleotides long. NCBI's taxonomy places the organism in Eukaryota, Viridiplantae, Streptophyta, Charophyceae, Charales, Characeae. The record is from the annotation of a GenBank genome assembly.